This is a messenger RNA of Symbiodinium natans, 1188 nucleotides long. Lineage: Eukaryota; Dinophyceae; Suessiales; Symbiodiniaceae. The record is from the annotation of a GenBank genome assembly.
AUGGCUCGCUUCCGUGGUGAGGGUCACCGGGACAGGAACUCCAUCAUGUACAACGAUCGUGACCACUUGUCGCGGAAGUUGAUCAAGAUCCUCCGCCGUCCAGGUCGGGGCCACCACCUCCACAAGCGACGGGAUGGCUACAUGCUGUUGCAUCAGGUGGCCGCGCAGCUGAGGUCGCGCGGGACCUUUCGCGGCUUUCCGGUGACCGAGCAGGAGGUAGAGGAGAUCGCCCGUGGGGAUCCUCGGCACUUUGGGGUGGCGGCUUCUCCGGAGGGCACGGUGAUCCGCGCAUUGUCGAAGCACGCGCCUGGCAGUGUGGAUCUGGAUCUGUUCAACAGCGCUUCCACAAGGAGCGUGGAAAGCCAACUUCGGACCGUGGGCUACGUCUUCGACGCACCUGGACCACCACCCCUGCCUGGUGACGGUGCCAGCGCGCCAUCUGCGGAGGGCGGGUCCGUGAUGGGGGACGCUGAGCUCUUCGCCCCCGGGUCUUCGGACGAUGAGGAGGACUACGAGCAAGUUCAGGAUGAGCUGAGGAAGCUUCGACAAGAAAAUGCUGAGCUGAAGGAUGAGGUGGCAGCGUUAAAGGCGGAGAAUGCAAAGUUGCGGGGAGAGCCUGUCAGCGUGAAGUCGGGCGAAGAUCCAUGGCAGACGGGUGCGGAUCCCUGGCAGACGGGCGCCCCAAUGGCUGGGCCUUCGCCACCUGCGCCCGCCGUAAGGCACAGGGAGGAUACACAGCAGACGUCGCCCAAGCUGGAGCCGCUGGCUGCGCCGACAAGCGGGCAGCCCGCACUGGCUGCGCUACAUCGAGAAACAAAGGCGGAGAACAUGCGGCAAGCCCACGAAGAGAAUGCUGAACCCGCGGUGCUUCGCGUCUCGGGCCUCGGCUGUGAGCAGGAGCCCUUCGCAAGCCGCCUCCAUGGCGAGUACCUUCGCCUGGAGGAGCGGAGGUGCGGACGCCCCGUGUUCCAACGCGGAGCCGAGGCUGCAGCCCGGCAGAUGGUGCUCUUCUACUGGGACGACCCGGAGUUGUCAGGAUGGUACUUCUGUCCCAGUCUUGACGAGGAGGUGGAGACUUGGGCUUUCCAUGCCGGCGACACUGGUCUGCCUCCGGCUGAUGGCUGGGUCGCGCCUUACGACGAGAAUGGCGAAGUAAACCCAAGCUUCAGGGUUGAGGCCGUGCGCUAG